ACUUGAGACAAUAACCGAAAAUGAUCUUCGCUACAUCCUUGAACCUGAUCUUGGCCCUUGCGCCUGUUGCUCUCUUCGCGGCUCCCACACAGAAUGCCGAUUCGAUAGCGGCACUCAUCCCAAGACAAGAUGUGCCUGCUGGCGUGUGGGACAGGUUGAGGAAGACAGAUGCGCUCUGUGACUUGUCCAACGUUGUGCUUCCUGUUGCACCAACACCCCUUGCUGCCCCAGCUCAAGGCUCCACCCUUCGCCAUAUUGCCAUCGGUCGCGGCACUCAAAACUACACUUGCGCUUCCGCCUCUUCUUCAGAUGUGCCCAAAGCCGUUGGCGCAAAAGCCUCGCUCUUCAACGCUACCUGUGACGCUGCUCGCCUGAACGUCGUCACUCUCGGCCAAGUGACCGACCUCUCCCUCAACUACGCCAUCCCUACCUCACCCGAAGCCGAACAGCGCUUGUCGGGCCACCACCAGUUCACCGCUGCCGGUGUCCCUCUGUUUAUGCUCGAGACGCCUGAGGCCAACUACGGACGUAUCGAGGCCAAGGUCGAUGCCAAGAGCCCUGCGCCUGCCACCGCAGUCAAGGGAAAGAACUUGCUCGGCAGUGUGCCAUGGUUGAAGCUGAGCGCUACUACUGACGGCUCUUGGGCUUACAAGGAGGUUUACCGCGUACAUACUGCUGGUGGCGUUGCUCCUGAGAACUGCCAAGGUAUCCAGGGCAGCUUUACUGUCGAGUACAGCGCACAGUACUGGUUCUACGCCUAA
Pyrenophora tritici-repentis Pt-1C-BFP is the source of this 761-nucleotide messenger RNA. RefSeq lists its product as uncharacterized. The record is from RefSeq and is a predicted model, not a curated record. Lineage: Eukaryota; Fungi; Ascomycota; Dothideomycetes; Pleosporales; Pleosporaceae.